UCUUUCUUGGAGACAACACAACACAACACAACACAAUACAUGUUUACUCACGUAACCAACAACUUUACCCACCGUACUUUUUAUUACUUUUGAUUCCCAAACAUGAUUGUUUUUUUCAGUUCCCAAUUUUCAUUUGAGUUUGAGCUCUCCAAUGGCAGUUCCUACCCCAAUCUCCUUUUCAACUGACCCGUUUGCUUCCAAGUCUCUCCCUUUAUCCUCCUCCACUUAUUGCAUUGAGCUUAGGACAUCAACGAUCUUUGGUCGUACGCUGAAAACUGGGAAAAUUGAGCAAACCCAUUUCAGAUUGUUGACGGCUUUAAGAAGUCAAGGUUUCACUUUAAAGGCUUCUAUGGGGCCACCAGGAUUUACAAAGCAACUUAAUAACACCAAGCCAGAGACUUUAGCUGAAGCUGAUGGGUGUGAUAUAUUUAAUGAUCUGAAGGAUAGGUUUUUAAGUUUUAAGAAGAAUAAAUAUAUGACAAACAUUGAACACUUUGAAAGUCUUGCAAAGGCUCAAGCACCAAAGUUCAUGGUUAUUGCCUGUGCAGAUUCUCGGGUAUGCCCCUCAAAUAUUUUGGGAUUUCAACCUGGAGAAGCAUUCAUGAUUCGCAAUGUUGCUAACUUGGUUCCUCCCUUUGAGAGUGGACCCUCAGAAACAAAUGCUGCACUAGAAUUUGCUGUAAACUCCCUUCAGGUUAAGAACAUCUUAGUCAUUGGCCACAGCUGCUGUGGGGGUAUACGUGCCCUUAUGAGUAUGCAGGAUGAUGCCAAUGCAAGCUUUAUAAAAAGUUGGGUAGUUCUUGGGAAGAAUGCAAGAAUAAAAACCGAGGCUGCUGCUUCCAACCUUAGCUUUGAUGAGCAGUGCAGGCAUUGUGAGAAGGAAUCACUUAACCAUUCGUUAUUAAACCUACUUACUUACCCAUGGAUAGAAGAAAAGGUGACGAAGGAAGAACUCUUUAUUCAUGGUGGUUACUACGACUUCAUUGACUGUUCAUUUGAGAAAUGGACAUUGGAUUACAGGGGAACCAAAAUGGAGGAAAAUGGAAGAAUUUCUGCCAAAAAUAAAAUAUUUUGGUGCUGAGUAUUUACUUCUUUUUUUCUAUAUAAUGUAUCCUAUUGCUUUUCUAAAUUUUGUACUAAUAGGACUUUAGAAGCAUAGGCUGAAUUAAAUAAGAGACUGCGAACCCCAAUAAGAUUGGAACAAAGGUGAUAUUGAUGUUGAUUUUAUGAAAUAUUCUAAUUCAAUUGAUUUGAACAAACCCCUACCAUUUCUCGUAUUUGUGUAUUAGUGAUUUUUGAAAAACUUUUGAGGUCAACGUACUAUGGGCAUGUGAGCUAGUGAUGGAAAUUUU
Gastrolobium bilobum is the source of this 1352-nucleotide messenger RNA. RefSeq names its product beta carbonic anhydrase 5, chloroplastic-like. Gene Ontology annotation, molecular function: zinc ion binding; carbonate dehydratase activity. The coding region runs from base 152 to 1081 and encodes 309 amino acids. Lineage: Eukaryota; Viridiplantae; Streptophyta; Magnoliopsida; Fabales; Fabaceae. The transcript has 9 exons. Gene Ontology annotation, biological process: carbon utilization. The record is from RefSeq and is a predicted model, not a curated record.